Messenger RNA from Xiphias gladius (swordfish), 3952 nucleotides. RefSeq names its product spermatogenesis associated 5 (gene afg2a). Gene Ontology annotation, cellular component: cytoplasm. Gene Ontology annotation, molecular function: ATP hydrolysis activity; ATP binding. The transcript is spliced from 17 exons. NCBI's taxonomy places the organism in Eukaryota, Metazoa, Chordata, Actinopteri, Istiophoriformes, Xiphiidae. The record is from RefSeq and is a predicted model, not a curated record. The coding region runs from base 801 to 3512 and encodes 903 amino acids.
GUAAUGAUCUCGUACAACGGCUCAAGGACCCGGUAGCCGGUAGCCGCGAGCAGCGAGGUCUCGUUUGAUGCCGUUACAAACUCCAUUCACGCAUCUGACAAUUUAAGUAGUUAGUGCUACCGCGGUAACUUGCCGGUGCUAACGUCAGCUCUAAGAGAAUAAGUGAGGUCUGAUGUUAAACUCGGCUAACAAAUCUGCGAAUUAACUCUUUUAACCAGUUACAUUUAAACGUUUACAACAGAUUAAUACUGUUCGCUGCGGCGUUGGCGCCCUUUCGUCAAGGUGCCACCUGCCCUAAAGAAAAGCUAACAAGUCAUCCAAACAGACCUCUGAAAACCAUGGCAAAAGCACUGUCUGGCAUAUUAGACAUAUGCCGAAUCUGAGACUGCGUUUUAAUAAUGUUUUCCCUACCUUUAAUCUUUUUGAAUUUUGUGUGUCUUUCUACCGGUAACGAAGAAAACCUAAAAUGAUAGGCUAUUUCAAUGGAAUACUGCAUUUUUCCCCCCACGAAGCCAGAUUAGUUCUAUGCUCUUAUAGUUAACAUUUUCCCAAUUAAAAACAACUUUUUUAUUGUCAGUCUUAUUUUUGUUAUCAUUGAAAAAAUACCUUCGGAAUGUAUAACGAUGCAAUUAGUUUAAAGAAAAAAAAAAAGAUAUCAUACGCAGAAAAUUUUCAGACAGAGACUCAGGGGUUUACGGUAAAAGGAGGCGGGACCAAACUGUAACCAGGAAGUUUACAACGCUGCUCCCGUGUUUACACAUGUUUGCACGUUCGCGUGGAGGAGAUUUCUAAAUAUCAACAUGUCUUCAAAGAAAAAUAAGAGCAAAUCGAAGAGAGCGAGCGAGGGGGAUAGCUCAGUCGUACUGAGGGAGGGCUCGCACGACUCCUCCAACCCGCGGACACCUGGCCGGGACGGGGGAAGCUGCGGGAGCUCGAGCAGCGACUCGUUCGCUGUCAUCGAUUUCAUUGAGAGAGCUGACGACAAAACACCCAAAACCUGCAGAUCAACUUUGGCCCAACUGAGCCUCAAUUCAAUGAAGUCAGCCAGCGUAUGCAUCGGGAGGCCGGUCCUACUGACGAGUCCCACGGGACAACAAGAGGUGUGUUUGGGAUGGCCUGUCGCCUCCUUUCCCGGUGGCAAAGUUGGUCUUCAGAAGUCUGCCCAGAGCAGCCUGAGAGUGAAGUCAGGGGACGAGGUGGUGCUGCAGCCGAUAGCAGGUCCUGUGCUUCAGGCCGAAGAGGUGGUUCUAUACAACAGGUCAAGAGACGACACACUGGAGACGGAGGAGUUCAGGAGCUUCCUGUUGCGAUCUUUGGUCGGGAACAUCAUUCUGCCAGGAAAUGUCCUCUGUCUGACCUACUUUGGCCGGUCGUGCAGUCUGCGGGUCGAAGCAAUAAGAGGGGCGGAUGGUGUCACCCUCCAGAGACCAACUCCUCCCCCAGGACUAGGUCCUGACACGGAGGAGUCCUCGGUGAUCAACUCCGUCCUGGAUUCCACGUCAGCCGACCUCUCCCUGCAGCUCAGCAUGCUCACUGUGGAUGACGACAACGCCGACGGGGCACCAGGCACGCCUGGAGAGCCUGGGCCUGCAGCCAGCACCCCGUGCCGACCGAUCCAGCUCCCCUCCCUCUCCUCAACCCCUGUUCCCUGCAGUCCCUCUUACAACUCCCGGAAUCCUCCUGCAGGGUCAGCGGAGGAUGCUGUCAGUCUGGAGAGCUCACUCAAAUCAGAGGAGACAGGGAAAAGCCCCUCAGCGCCCUCUGGUGGUGCACUGAGUACCGACAGCUUCUACUGCCUCUCCUGCUCCACUAAAGUCAGUUUCAGGGACAGAGCACGACGGGAGGAUCCAGAUACAGAGGUCAAAAGGUCAAAGGUCACGUACGGCAUGAUUGGCGGGCUCAGCAGUCAGCUGGAUGUCAUCAGAGAGACCAUUGAGCUUCCUCUGAAGCACCCCGAGCUGUUCUGCAACUACGGGAUCCCACCUCCCCGCGGGGUUCUUCUGUACGGUCCCCCGGGCACAGGGAAGACCAUGAUUGCUCGCGCCAUAGCCAAUGAGGUCGGAGCUCACAUGACCGUGAUCAACGGCCCAGAGGUCAUGAGCAAAUUCUACGGUGAAACAGAAGCGAGGCUGAGGCAGAUAUUUACUGAAGCAUCUCAGAGGCAACCUGCGAUAAUCUUUAUUGAUGAGCUGGACGCUUUGUGCCCGAAGCGAGAGGGAGCGCAGAAUGAGGUGGAGAAACGAGUCGUUGCUUCACUCCUGACUCUGAUGGAUGGGAUUGGUUCAGAGGGUCACUCGGGUCAGCUGUUGGUCCUGGGGGCCACAAACCGGCCCCAUGCCCUCGACCCUGCCCUGCGCCGGCCAGGACGCUUCGACAAGGAGCUGGAGGUGGGAGUCCCCGGUGCAGCAGAGCGCAGAGAAAUUUUGGGGAAGCAGCUGAGUGCGGUAUCGUGCAGCGCUACCACGGAGGAGCUGACGCAGCUGGCCGAUGCCGCUCAUGGAUACGUAGGAGCAGACCUAGCAGCUGUUUGCAAAGAAGCAGGUCUGCAUGCACUAAAGAGAGCACUGGGAGGUUCGCACCGGCCAUCAGACCAGCAACUAAUGGGGACAGUGACCGUCACUCCACGGGACCUCCAGUGGGCCAUGUCUGUUGUGAAGCCCAGCGCAAUGAGGGAGGUUGCUAUAGACGUCCCCAAGGUCCGCUGGUCGGAUGUCGGCGGGAUGGAGGAGGUGAAGCUGAAACUGAAGCAGGCCGUGGAGUGGCCUCUGAGGCACCCUGAGGCCUUUACCCGCAUGGGCAUCCAACCACCUAAAGGAGUCCUGCUCUAUGGGCCCCCAGGCUGCUCCAAGACCAUGAUAGCCAAGGCCCUGGCUAAUGAAAGUGGGCUCAACUUUCUGGCUGUUAAAGGGCCGGAGUUACUGAGCAAGUAUGUUGGAGAGUCUGAAAGAGCCGUGAGAGAAGUGUUUCGGAAGGCGAGGGCCGUCGCUCCCUCCAUCGUCUUCUUCGACGAGAUCGAUGCUCUUGCCAGCGAAAGAGGAAGCUCCUCGGGCUCCGGUGGUGUAGGGGACCGGGUCCUGGCUCAGCUCCUGACAGAGAUGGACGGCAUCGAGCAGCUCCGAGACGUCACUGUGCUGGCCGCCACCAACCGGCCCGACAUGAUCGAUAAGGCGCUGAUGCGUCCAGGUCGCCUCGACCGAAUCGUCUAUGUGCCUCUUCCAGAUGCUCCGACCCGAUGGGAAAUAUUUUCUCUCCAGUUCCAUAACAUGCCUGUGGCCCAAGAUGUGUCUCUAGAUGACCUGGUGACUCGGACGCAUAAAUAUUCUGGAGCAGAGAUAACAGCAGUAUGCAGAGAGGCUGCCCUCCUGGCCCUACAAGAGGACAUCAAAGCUCAGCACAUCGAGGCCAGACACUUUGAAAGUGCCCUGAACACUGUGAAGCCCCGGAUCCCCGACUCUCUCAUCCAGUCGUAUAUCAGCUAUCAGCAGCAGCACAGCGGCCUGUGCUUCUUCUGACCACGCCUGCUAUGGGCACAUUCAAAACCAAGGAACUUUUUUUCUUUGUAAUUCUAACAUUAUUUUAAAAUGAUAGCUUUUCAACUGCCCCAGUCUGCUGGACAAGUUACUGACAUGAUAAGAAACUGACACAACGCCCAGCUGAAUGUUGGUAGAUGCUGAUUUUGGCAAAAGGAAGGAUUUCUCUUUUGUAGCUACCGUGCCAAGUCACGCAUCUGUUGUUCGAGUGUUUUAUUGUAUAGCUACUAGAAAAACAAAUAUGGUAACUGGUUUCGAGUCCAAAAACUAUCAUGCCAAAUAAAAAAAUGUAGUUUCCCGAAAAUGCUUGUUAAGGUCUUGGCUGCUCUGGAUACUGUAAGUUUCAAAACACCCUGCAGCUCAGCAGGACGGAGUUGUUUGAUUUGGUUUUUUUGGGGUUUUUUUUUGGUUUUGCAAAAAAA